UUCACUUAGCCAUAUAUUUCGUUGAGGGAAGAGUGACAGACAAAAAAAUCGCAAUUUAAGAUGUCCAAAAGGGAAUUUCCUUUCGAUCAAUCCUGUCCAAUGCAGCUCAAGACUCAUGUGAACACUACUGAAUUUGAGAAGUCAAACAACAUGGAAAACGUUUAUGCGAAAACACUUGAAGCUUUGCGAGAAGGAAUGGAGCGAUACGAGAAUGGUGAAAUUGAGGAAGGAAUAUGCAAUGAAACCGUCAACUGUGAUCGUUGUCGCCAAACGAAGACUGGUCGCGGUGUGAAGUGUGCGUUCUGUGAACGGAACGCAUGCGGCGAUUGCAGGCGAGAGUGUGUACACUGCGACAAGAUGUUUUGUCUUUUGUGUUUGGUUGCCAACUAUGACGAGAGGUAUGAACGAUAUUUUUGUCUUGGAAAUUUGCCUCAGAGAGAUGCUGGAAUACAUCAUAUCUAAAAACAAAACAAAAGCUGAUCUUAUAUGCUGAGGUACUUCAUGGUAAAAACCAUUGAUCUGUGAAGUUGAUAUAAUGAUAUACAGCUUGGCAUUUGCUCUGUUAUGCACUUGGUCUGAUUUUGUGUGUUGAGUGUUUAAAAAAAACCACCUCCUCUCAAUCAUGUUCCACAUUGUAAUUAAAGACACUUCUCGAUGGUUUUCAGGCAAGAUGGUCUUGUCUUUUUGGAUAACAAUCAAAAAGGACUGUUGAGCUAUACUGCACCUUCAAACUGUGAAUUUCAUCAAGUAAUGGGAAGUUUUUUGGUCUUUGUUGAAGCAAACACUGUCAGUUUUGAGUUAGCUCGUGACAAUGAACCUUUGUUACUGUUAAACACAAUAAAUUUAUCAAGUAUGACAA
Molecule: messenger RNA, 859 nt
Organism: Pocillopora damicornis (cauliflower coral)
Lineage: Eukaryota; Metazoa; Cnidaria; Anthozoa; Scleractinia; Pocilloporidae
Biological process (GO): extrinsic apoptotic signaling pathway
Molecular function (GO): CD27 receptor binding
Source: RefSeq, a predicted model, not a curated record